AUUUGUCAAAUGUCCGAUUAUAAACAAAUUGCUCACGUAGCGGAUACUACCGAAGGGGAAUUAUCUGUUUUGCCGUAAUUUAUUAAACUCAAGGGCGGUACGGUAUGAUUGCUUGCGUGCCGAUGCGAAAUUGUACGUUCGAUGGAGUGUAGAACAGUGGGAUAGUGAGUCGAAGCUCUCCAGUUCUUCCGGUACAAAUCUUGUUACCGCAUCAAUCAAUGGAUGCAAUACUGUCCAAAGGAAGCCUGGCCUCCCUGGCCACGGUUGCGACGGUUUUACAGUUUCUCACUGGAACUGUGAUAUGUAAUCGAUACAUAAGAAAGAAGUCAACGGGAGAUACAUCAGCCUUUCCUUUCAUAUCCGGGUUUUUGUCAUGCUUCAUGUGGCUGAAGUAUGGUGUACUAACCGAGGAAAGUACCUUGAUACUGGUAAACUUUAUCGGAUCCGCACUGUUCUUCUCGUACGCCGUAGUAUUUUUCAUCUUUUGCGUCAACAAGCGGGAAGUCAUUCGACAGAUGAUGCUUAUAUCCUGCAUCAUACUGAGCGCCACCUUUUACACCAUGUUUGAGUCGGACGUUGAGAAAUCAAUACGUAUUAUCGGUAAGAGGCAACCGCUGGCGAACCUUUGGAGAGAAUCAACAAAUUAUUUCAUUUCGUCGUUUGUCUCUCGCGUAGGUCUUCUGUGUUGCUGUUUGGCGGUGUUGUUCUUUGCCUCACCACUCACAACGCUGGCGCAUGUAAUACGUACGCAAAAUACGGACAGUCUUCCUUUUCCAAUAAUUGUCGCAUCAUUUUUCGUGUGCUUCCUAUGGACCGCCUACGGGGUAAUGAUUGGUGAUCGUUUUAUACAGGUUCCAAAUCUUCUCGGUGGUAUAUUGGCCGGAAUUCAAUUGACACUGUAUGUGAUAUACCCGAAAAAGAAAGCUUCCGCUAGUGGACCACGGUAUUCCCCACUGGUAUCAGAAAACCCGAUUUUGUAGUAUUUUUUUACGAUGGUAAGUUACAUUAGAAUGGGCCAGUGCGAUUAAUUUUUGUUAAUAUGAUUUGCAUUAACGCUCAUGUUAA
Molecule: messenger RNA, 1065 nt
Organism: Anopheles moucheti
Lineage: Eukaryota; Metazoa; Arthropoda; Insecta; Diptera; Culicidae
Gene: slv
Product: sugar transporter SWEET1
Exons: 4
Coding region: 219-980 (253 amino acids)
Biological process (GO): carbohydrate transport
Cellular component (GO): membrane
Molecular function (GO): sugar transmembrane transporter activity
Source: RefSeq, a predicted model, not a curated record